Molecule: messenger RNA, 612 nt
Organism: Ctenocephalides felis (cat flea)
Lineage: Eukaryota; Metazoa; Arthropoda; Insecta; Siphonaptera; Pulicidae
Product: teneurin-a-like
Exons: 5
Coding region: 1-612 (203 amino acids)
Biological process (GO): motor neuron axon guidance
Source: RefSeq, a predicted model, not a curated record
AUGUUUCUGAAGGAGCGAGAUUUACCCGAAUCUGGUGUGGCCAUAUGCAGUCUUGACUGUGGUCCUCAUGGUACAUGUGAGCAAGGUCGUUGCAACUGCGUUCAAGGUUGGGCAGGUCCUUUAUGUGACCUCCUACCUUGCGAUGACCGAUGCUCGGAGCAUGGUCAAUGUAAGAAUGGAACCUGCGUUUGCUCUCAAGGAUGGAAUGGACGUCAUUGCACACUACCUGGAUGUGAAAAUGCCUGCAGCAGACACGGCCAAUGCACCUUGAACAAUGGAGAAUACAGCUGCAUGUGCAUUGAAGGAUGGGCUGGAAAAGAUUGUUCGAUUGCAUUGGAAAUGGAUUGCAACGACAAUAUUGAUAACGAUCACGAUGGAAUGACCGAUUGUUCGGACAGCGAAUGCUGUUCGCACCCCGCCUGCGCCGAACACAUUAUGUGUUUAGCUUCGAACGACCCGGUCGACGUCCUUCUUCGGAAGCAGCCACCUUCAGUCACUGCAUCUUUCUAUCAGAGAGUUAAAUUUCUGAUAGAAGAAAAUUCCGUACAGAGUUAUGCUCAUAUGGAUGAAUACAGCGAAAGUUUAGUCAGCAUUAUAGUAGCCCAAUCAUAA